ACCCUCACGAACACAAUGCUUUGUCACGGUUCAAGCUGCUUACUUUCUGCUUUGUUCAGACAGUAUUCAGGAAAUUGUCGUGAAAGUUGCCUCAAAGACUCAGACUCAGUCACCAUAUUAUUCACCUUUUCUCUGUUCUCACUCAUGGCCCCUUUACAAUCCUUACCUAUAUCAGUGAGAGUUUCCUCUCCUUUUAUGCCAUGCUUUACUUUCAAAUGUCUGCAUUGUGACACUGUCAAGCGUUUAGUGGGGGUUCUGACUUCUGAGUAUUUUGUCACCUUAAACAGGUUUAAACUCAUUGCUUAACGAAUCCAAGUUUAAUUUCACUUGGACCAACAUACAAUGUUGUUCCUUGGAAAAUAACUCAGUUUUAAGAUAUUGAGACCAUGUUCAACAAGCUUGGUUAGUGGAGGGGAUGAACUUAUGAACACAUGGCUAAUUUUGAGAAAGAUGAGGUGCCAAUUUUCUCAGAUAUUCAUCCUAAACUAUCAAAUGAACUUGUUGAUUCUAAAUUCCCAAGGCGUGUACCUAGGACUCGAAGUGUGUCAAUUUCUAUUCCUGCGACACUCACAGAGCCAUAUGAAAGAGAUACUAAUCUUGUGGGAUACACUGGUCCCCUACGGAGUCAGAGAAAAACUCCAUUCGAUCAGAUGAGUGGUCCAUUGUAUGUUACCAAUAAACCUGGAAACCUUUUCCGGCAGAAUAGAGUGGCACCAGAGUACCAAACAGCAGAAAGUAAGACAGAAAAUUUUCCUUCAUGCUGUGGCGUGGGUGAAAAUGAUUUGCAGAACAACUAUGCUGGCAAGAAUGAACAUUUAAUUAGGUCCGGUCCCCUUGGAAUGUGUAAUGAUCCGUAUUGUACAACUUGCCCAACUUACUUCAAGGCUACUCAACAAAUGACUUCAAAAGCUUCGGGUAUAUUCAAUCCUAAGUUUCGCAAUACCCUCUAUGGGGAUGCUAGGGAUUGGGCAAGAAGACUUUUUGAUUUCUUGAUUCCACUUGUUCCUAGAGUUAUGAAUCCUCAUAAUAGACUUGUACAACAAUGGAAUAAAUUUUUUGCAAUUUGUUGCUUGGUGGCAAUUUUUGUGGAUCCAUUAUUUUUCUUCUUGCUCUCUGUGCAGAAGAACCAUCAAUGUAUUGUUAUAGACUGGACUAUGACAAAAAUGCUGGUUGUACUUAGAAGCAUGAAUGAUUUCAUACACUUCCUAAACAUUGUUCUUCAGUUUAGGUUGGCUUAUGUGGCUCCUGAGUCGAGGGUGGUUGGUGCUGGGGAGUUAGUUGACCAUCCUAAGAAAAUAGCCCUUCACUACCUUCGGACAUCUUUUGUUAUUGACUUAUUUGUUGUACUUCCACUUCCUCAGAUAUUCAUAUUGUUUGUCCAACCGAAACACUUGGGGUCAUCAGGAGCAAACUAUGCAGGUUUCUUCCUACCGAAACACUUGCGUAUCGUGAUCAUUGUUCAGUAUAUUCCCAGAUUGUGUAGGUUUCUUCCUAUGCUAAUUUCUCCAACAGGAUUAAUAUUUGAGUCACCAUGGGCAAGUUUCUUUAUAAAUCUUUUUACCUUUAUGCUAUCUGGCCAUGUUGUUGGAUCAUGGUGGUACCUCUUCGGUUUGCAGAGGGUUAAUCAGUGUCUACGAGAUGUCUGCCAGAAAGUAAUCAAAGAACAUAAUGAAUGCGCAAAAUUCAUUGAUUGUGGGCAUGGUCAAGCUGAAGAAAAUCAAAAUAACCCAACCUUGCAUAAUUGGAGGAGCAAUUCUGAAGCAAGUUCUUGUUUUACUGAAGAUGGUUUUCCAUAUGGGAUCUAUAAUAAAGCUGUUAACCUUACUGCAGAUCAAAAUGUGAUCACUAGAUAUGUAUAUUCAUCAUUUUGGGGAUUCCAGCAAAUUAGUACUCUGGCUGGCAAUUUAACCCCCAGCUAUUAUGUUUGGGAAGUCAUCUUUACCAUGGCAAUCAUAGGAUCAGGACUGUUGUUGUUUGCCCUUCUCAUUGGAAACAUACAAAACUUUCUUCAGGCUCUUGGGCGCAGGAGGCUAGAAAUGUCACUUAGACGAUGUGAUGUUGAGCAAUGGAUGAGCCAUCGGCGCUUAGCGGAAGAUCUGAGAAGGAGAGUGCGACAGGCUGAACGAUAUAACUGGGCCGCAACAAGAGGGGUGAAUGAAGAAAUGCUCCUGGAGAAUUUGCCAGAAGACCUCCAAAGGGACAUCAGACGUCAUCUCUUUACAUUUAUUAAGAAAGUUCGAAUUUUCGCCUUGUUGGAUGAGCCUAUCUUGGAUGCCAUAUGUGAGAGGCUAAGACAAAAAACAUAUAUCAAAGGGAGCAAAAUUUUUUAUGAUGGCGGUUUGGUAGAGAAGAUGGUUUUCAUUGUGCGUGGAAAAUUGGAGAGUGUUGGCGAAGAUGGAAUUAGUGCUCCCCUUUAUGAAGGAAGUGUUUGUGGUGAAGAACUUCUGACAUGGUGUCUUGAGCAUCCUUUAGCAAGCAAAGUUUCUCUUGUAGGUUGUGGAAAAGCAAGGAUUCCAAGGCAAAAGUUGGUUAGUAACCGGACAGUAGGCUGCUUAACGAAUGUGGAGGCAUUUUCCCUUAGAGCAGCAGACCUUGAAGAAGUUACAAGCCUUUUUGCAAGAUUCUUUCGGAGUCCCCGUGUUCAAGGAGCCAUAAGGUAUGAAUCACCUUACUGGAGAUGCUUUGCAGCAACAAGCAUCCAGGUUGCAUGGAGAUACAGGAUGAAAUGUCUUAGUCGUGCUGACACUACACGAUCAAAUGAAAUAUCAAAGAUUUACAAUUCACUGUAAUAUCUAAGGUAUAUUAGACACAAUAGGUAUGCAUAGCUACAAAAAUAUAUUGUAAAUUCACUAGUUUGUAUUGGAAGUUCCUAGAAAAAUAAAUAUAUUUUUUUUUAGUCUUUUCAGUCAUGAGUUAAAUAUACAAGAUAAAUUAUAUAAAUAAUUAUUUUUAUCUUUUAA
Messenger RNA from Glycine soja, 2960 nucleotides. Its product is annotated as probable cyclic nucleotide-gated ion channel 20, chloroplastic. Gene Ontology annotation, molecular function: monoatomic ion channel activity. Lineage: Eukaryota; Viridiplantae; Streptophyta; Magnoliopsida; Fabales; Fabaceae. The record is from RefSeq and is a predicted model, not a curated record. Gene Ontology annotation, biological process: monoatomic ion transport; transmembrane transport. Bases 432 to 2789 code for a protein of 785 amino acids. The transcript is spliced from 14 exons. Gene Ontology annotation, cellular component: membrane.